AUGGCGCCAUUGGUGCAGUUACAGAGGCUGGCUGGCGGUGAUGAUGGUGCUGCUGUAGCUGUUCUUGUUGUUUUUGCCUUUCCAGAAGUGCUUGACGGUGCUGUUGUUGCCUUCGACAACCAUCCUCCCGAUGUCUACUCUUAUUAG
Molecule: messenger RNA, 147 nt
Organism: Trichophyton verrucosum HKI 0517
Lineage: Eukaryota; Fungi; Ascomycota; Eurotiomycetes; Onygenales; Arthrodermataceae
Exons: 1
Coding region: 1-147 (48 amino acids)
Source: RefSeq, a predicted model, not a curated record